This is a messenger RNA of Cydia splendana, 4899 nucleotides long. RefSeq lists its product as uncharacterized. The transcript is spliced from 4 exons. The coding region runs from base 1 to 4899 and encodes 1632 amino acids. The record is from RefSeq and is a predicted model, not a curated record. NCBI's taxonomy places the organism in Eukaryota, Metazoa, Arthropoda, Insecta, Lepidoptera, Tortricidae.
AUGGAUUCAAUACAUGUUUUCUAUUAUUUUCAGAUUAUCUGCCUAGCCUCCGGCCUGGCUUCAUCUGAGAAGCUAGACAGGAGUUACCUUCCACCACCAGGGUCGAAAUACUCAGGAGGUAGUCCAGGAGACAUCGAUGUACCUCUUGAAUUUCCCAAGCAAACACCUACGGGACGACCGCAGCUAGUAAAUGGGAAACCUGAAAUAGAACUAGGCGUUGACCGACGCCCAGCUCCAACAGGGACACCGGAUAGCCAGAAACCUGGAUUCACUUACUUCCAAAACUCCUACCCUGUCCCUAGAACUACUACAUCGUAUGCUAUAACUCAGACUACUACUUUCCCCGCUGGUUACGAAGGUUUAGAGCCGAAUGCCUUCGUAAAUGGCUCAAAUAUCCAACCAGGUGUACCAGGGCAGAAUUAUCGACAGCCAAUCAGAGGACCAGGCCAAGGACCUAGCUACAACCAAUAUCGAACGGGACAGAGCCAAUCUACUGUAGCUCCUUACGGAACCACUGCGCGACCACCAUUCCCAAACAAUUUCAAUGGCCCCGAAUAUUUGCCCCCAGUGAGCAACAAGCAAUCCCCAGGCCAAGCGGGUUCUAACCAAGAUGGCGCCAGUUACCCAUCUGAUCUGCCCCAAGGACCUAAAUACCAAGACGGAAUCUCAGUGAAUCAACCAGGCUUCAAUCAACAAAACCGAUUUGUAGGCGACCAAAAUGUACCUUCAACUAUUGCACCUCAAUACCAAAAUGAACGAUUUGGACCCACAGGACCUGGCUUUCCGCAAGCCCAGAAACAAUUUAUAGGAAACCAGUUCCCAUCAUCAACAGGGGUGCCUCAAUACCAAACUGGUCAGAGAUUUACUACCCCUGGAACAAACCAGCAGAACCAAUUCUCAGGAAAUCAAGACUUUCCAUCAUCAACUGCUGCUCCUCAAUACCAAGGAGGUCAAAGGUUGACUACCCCGGUACCAAACCAGCAGAACCAAUUUUCAGGAAAUCAAGACUUUCCAUCAUCAACUGCUGCUCCUCAAUACCAAGGAGGUCAAAGGUUGACUACCCCGGUACCAAACCAGCAAAACCAAUUUGCAGGAAAUCAGGACUUCCCGUCAUCAACUACUGUACCACAUUUCCAAUCUGGGCAAGGAAUUAUAACUCCUGGACUUAACCAUCAAGUUUUUGGAUCUCGAGUUCCUAGCCAGCAGAAUCAAUACACUGGAAGUCAAAAUCAAGGAAAUCAGUUCCCAUCGUCUACUGCAGCGCCUACGCCUGCAUCGAUUCAACAGAACCAAUAUACAAGGAAUGAAAAUUAUCCUUCAACUGCAGCCCCUAUCUACCAAGACGGACAACGUUUUACCACCCCCGUCCAAAUUCAAGGGGGAUCAGUUCCUCGCCAGCGACCUUUUGGUUCUCUCGUGCAGGGUAAUCAAUACCCUGGUAAUCAAAACAUACCUUCAUCCACCGUUGCUCCUCAAUUCCAUGAUAGUCAACGUUUUACUACUCCAGGAUAUAUACAAGUCGGCUAUGGAUCUUCAGUGCCUUCACAGGAAAAUCAGUACCAGUAUCCGGGAAGCCAAAAUAUACCGUCAUCCACGAUUGCACCGCAAUACCAGACUAACCAGCAGUUUACUACUGGACCAGGUGCCCAGAAUUUCCUAUCAACUGAUGCUCCUAAGAACCAAAAUGGACGUUACUCGACCCCUGGCCAAUAUCAAGGACAAUUAGUUCCUCAACAACAGUUUGGGACUCCUGGCCAACGACAACAUGUAGGAAAUCAAAACUAUCCAUCAUCUACCGUUGUUCCUCAAUACGAAAAUGGCCAGCGCUUUUUGACUCCCGGAUCCCAGCAAAUAUUUGGAUCUCCUCAACAAAAUCAGUAUGAAAACCAGAACUUCGCAACUUCGACCACUGCUCCUCAAUACCAAGAUCAACGCUUCUCCACCCCUGGUCUUUUCAACCAACCUUCUUAUCCAGGGUCCACCGCUGCCCCAGAAUAUCAUCAAACAUUUGCGCCUACUCCAGGAACCAUUCAACAAGGGGUACCUAGCCAACAGAAUCAAUACCAGCGGCCGAUCUACAAUCAACAGUUCCCAUCGUCAACAGCAGCACCCCAACGUUUUAUUCCUGGAUCUCAACCCCACUUCGGUAGUAAUAUUCCUACAUCUGGAACGGAAGUAGCAUUUCCACAACAAGGAUUACCUGGAAGUGAAAAUUAUGGAAGCAACCAACAGGCUGUAUCUCAGACCGAAGCUGGCUCUAUUUAUGGUACCGCUCCAAGCUUCUCCAACCAAGGAUUUCCGAGUACAACAGUUGGACCUUACCAAGCUGGAGAUUUCGCUUCUACACCUGGCUUUGAAAACAUUGGUGGCCGUAGACCUGAACGUCCUCAGGCCGAGGGCGAUAGAAACGCGGAGAUUUUAUCCUAUGAAAACGUACUUACACCCGAAGGCUACUUUUACAGUUUUGAUACAUCUAAUGGUAUUCAUGCCGAUGAAACUGGAGAAGUAGGUAAUAGCACUAGAGCUCAAGGAGGCUUCACCUACACUGGCGAUGACGGAAAAGUGUAUAGCAUCGUUUAUACGGCUGAUGAGAAUGGUUUUCAACCUCGUGGUGACCAUUUACCGACCCCGCCACCAAUCCCUGAAGCGAUCCAACGAGUUAUUGAUCAAGCUAACUUGGAUAAGGAAGCGGGAAUCGAUGAUGAUGGUUCUUACAAUGAAGAAAAAUACGGAUAUAUGAAAUAUGAAGGUCCAUUAACUCGGUUCAUGGCAAAAAAUAGGACAGUGUCUUUAGUUAAUGGAGCUGAUAUUCCGGAAAGAAAUGAACAUGGUAUUGAUGAACAGAUCAGAAAAGUAUUUAGACCUAAAGGUAGCCGACCAAGUUCAAAGGCAGAAAAUACAGAGCCUGACUUAGAAAAAACCGAUAUAAAUGAAUCAGAUAUAGAAGGUAUUGACAUGGAUGAUGAUUACAGUCUGAAUAAUAACAAGGAAGGUAUUAGACGUACUAGCGCUAAACGUCCAAAACCUAUCAAGAACUUAACUGAGGAAGAUAAUAGACCAAACCGAUUAAAAGGAAUAAAAACACAAAUGAAACCCAACGUUAACACCAAUAAAGAUAGUUCUAUUCGCCGUCCGAUAUCAAGCGGGGAAUAUGAAGAUAAUGUAUCAGACGAUAAGCUUGAAGAACCUAAGGAUAAUGAUGAUCUAUUAGAUUCUGAUGAGUUCGAUUUCGAUUCAGAUCUCGUGAACUACAGAGAUGACCCUAAUAAUAGAACUGACUUCCAUGGCCUGAACAAGUAUCUUCCGGAAUCUAAGAAAACAAACAGGAAAAAUCUGUCUGGUAAAAAACGACCAAUCGUGCGAGUAGAUCGUAUCAAGAAACCUGUAACUGGAAGUGGAGCUAAAACCACUGAAGAUCGCUAUGACGAAGAAAAUCUGGACAGUAAACCUGACUUUGAUGAUGAACCACGCACACGCAUCCCGUCAAGGAAAAACAAAUUCGGACAGAAAAUCAAAGAUCAGUCCAAAAUUACCGGUCAAACUUUACCGCUUGAGAGUGAUGAUGAGACCAACACGUACAACGACGAUAAAAUUGACGCAAAUGAAGAUUAUGAUUAUGAUGACGCCACAAAACCAGUAAUCAAUAACCGCAAAAAUAAACCUGCCACUUCCCAGUCAAAAAAUAAAGUUUCUGGUAAGCCUAAGCGACCGACGGCAAACAAACAGGCAGGUGUUUCUAACAAUAAAGAGAAUGAUGCAUCAUCAUACGAAGAAACCGGUUAUGAAUAUACUCCACCACAACGAAAGUUUGGCUCAGAAGAGGCCACCAAGUUUCCAUCUAGAACAAAUCAAAAGGGAAUACAGACAACCGUGCGACCUUUCCUAACUAAACACGUAUAUGGCGAUGACGAACCUACUGAUGAAUAUGUCGAUCAAUACGGCCAUGUUAAACCUGGUAAAUCAAGACGGCCAAUGGCUCCUCAGAAGUACCCUGAUUAUAAACAGGGCGCUAACAUUUAUGGGCAGGAUAACCCUGAAGAGAACGAUGAAGGAAGGAGACCGAUUUCAUUUGAAACUUCUCGCCGACCCUUUGGCGGAAGACCACAAACUACAGUAACUCCUCAAUAUCAGGACCAAGGCGUGACUGGUCAGGAAACUCAGGAAGGUGAGAGUCAUGACCCUAAAUUAAAUCAAAAUCAAGGAUUCUCUACAACCAGGAGACCUGUGUCAUACGGAACUUCUGAGCGACCUUUCGGUAGACCACAGUCCACUUUAGCUUCUCAAUAUCCGGAGCAAGGUGUGACUGGUCAGGAGGGUGAGACUUAUAACCCUGAAUUAAACCAAAAUCAAGGAUUUUCUACAACCAGGAGACCUGUCUCAUAUGGAACUUCUCAGAGACCUUUCGGAAGACCACAAUCCACUGUAGCUCCUCAAUAUCAAGACCAGACAGGAGCCGGUCAGGUGUACAAUGAACCUUCCAACCAAGGAUCUCAAGAACCCGGAGACAAAUUAUUCUACAACACUAACGCCCCGAAUAGAGGAACGGUCGGUAAUGUAUUCAGCACUACAACACCGCUGCCACCAUCAGGACCAGACUCCACAAAUCAAGACCCGGGACAGUAUCAGAACAGACCUACUGGUCCUUUUUACGAAACUACCUCACCCAGUGGAGUGACCUACAUGAGGCCUGGCACUAACAAACCCGGUCAAGUACCUAGCACGACUUAUAGACCAAACUACAGCUUCGGUGAUAAGAAAAGUCCUGUAUUAAUUGAUGGUUCUGGAAGACAAAGUACAACCGCUCCUGCUUUCGACCGAACUCUUAAACCUGCAUAUACUUUAAAACCUAAUGGAGACUCUAAUAACGAACAAGAUCGGAUCGCUUUACCAAAUGCAUGA